AUGGCACCUGCAAAGAAGACAGUCCUGAUUACAGGCUGCACCCCUGGAGGCAUUGGGCACGCUCUGGCUCUGGAAUUUCACAGAAGAGGUUGCCAUGUCAUCGCCACUGCUCGUCGCCUUGAGGUCAUCAAGGGGCUUGAGGCACAGGGUCUGAGCAUUCUGGCGCUCGACGUCACCAGCAAGGAAAGCGUUGCUUCGUGCAAGGCCGCAGUGACUAAACUCACUGGUGGCCAGCUCGAUAUUUUAGUCAACAAUGCCGGGCGCCCCCAUGUAAUCCCUGCGUUGGAUGUUGACCUUGACGAUGCACGAGCAACCUACGAGACCAAUGUCUUUGGUCCGAUGCGUAUGAUACAGUCAUUCAUCGACCUCCUCAUUCCCGCCCGCGGACUCAUCGUCAAUAUCUCGUCCGCCUCUUCCGAGAUACCUUACCUGUUUAGUUCCGUAUACUCGGCGACCAAAGCCGCGCUCGCGCAAUACUCGCGUGUGCUUCGCAUGGAAUUGAAACCAUUCAAUGUCCGCGUCAUGACCUGCAUGGCUGGCACUGUUCGCUCCAACUUUGCCAGCGGACCCGGGCGCACGCUGCCCAGCAACUCACUAUAUCAGCCCGUGGUAGACUUUUACGAGAGAAGGCUUACUUUCAGCCAAACGACCAGCACGAUGCCGCACGACGUGUUUGCCAAGAAGCUGGUUUCGCAGGCUCUCCUGGGUGAGGGUUGGUUGGGAGGUUGGGUCGGGAGAAGCCCGGACUACAUUUGGGCCGGCGGCAUGUCGACUGUUGUCUUCCUGGGAACAUUAUUACCCAGGUGGAUGUCUGAAGGCCUCACUGCCGGCUAUUUUCAGAUGCGGCGCAUGGGCGACAAAAUCAAGGCGGCCCGGCAAAAGACUGAUUAG
Messenger RNA from Hirsutella rhossiliensis, 891 nucleotides. Its product is annotated as short chain dehydrogenase domain-containing protein. Gene Ontology annotation, molecular function: triacylglycerol lipase activity; acylglycerone-phosphate reductase (NADP+) activity. Lineage: Eukaryota; Fungi; Ascomycota; Sordariomycetes; Hypocreales; Ophiocordycipitaceae. Gene Ontology annotation, cellular component: endoplasmic reticulum; lipid droplet. Gene Ontology annotation, biological process: triglyceride catabolic process; phosphatidic acid biosynthetic process. Bases 1 to 891 code for a protein of 296 amino acids. The record is from RefSeq and is a predicted model, not a curated record. The transcript is spliced from 4 exons.